AAUGUCGCGCAGGUCUUUCCGUCGGACGCCGCGCCACCUCCUAACGCUGCCCUACGAACCUAGAACAGCGCCGCCCCGCCUCCGGUCUCCCUCCUACCCCACCACCCCCUCCCAGUUUAGCGUUUCCUAGCCCGACGCGCCCGCUGUAAUCACGUGAUUGCCUCAUCCGGGUCCUUUGCGUUUUCUCUCCCUCUCCCAACAUGGCGGCCUCAGCAAAAAAGAAGAAUAAGAAGGGGAAGACUAUCUCCCUAACAGACUUUCUGGCUGAGGAUGGAGGAACUGGUGGAGGAAGCACCUAUGUUCCCAAACCAGUCAGCUGGGCUGAUGAAACAGAUGACCUGGAAGGCGAUGUUUCAACCACUUGGCACAGCAAUGAUGACGACGUGUAUAGGGCACCUCCAAUUGACCGUUCCAUCCUGCCCACUGCUCCACGGGCUGCUCGGGAACCCAAUAUUGACCGGAGCCGUCUUCCCAAAUCACCACCCUACACUGCUUUUCUAGGGAACCUGCCCUAUGAUGUGACAGAAGACUCCAUUAAGGAAUUCUUUAGAGGAUUAAAUAUCAGUGCAGUGCGUUUACCACGUGAACCCAGCAAUCCAGAGAGGUUGAAAGGUUUUGGUUAUGCAGAGUUUGAAGACCUGGAUUCCUUGCUCAGUGCCCUGAGCCUCAAUGAAGAGUCUCUAGGUAACAGGAGAAUCCGAGUGGACGUUGCUGAUCAAGCACAGGAUAAAGACAGGGAUGAUCGUUCUUUUGGCCGAGAUAGAAAUCGGGAUUCUGACAAAACAGACACGGACUGGAGAGCCCGUCCUGCCACAGACAGCUUUGAUGACUACCCGCCUAGAAGAGGUGAUGAUAGCUUUGGAGACAAGUAUCGAGAUCGUUAUGAUUCAGACCGGUAUCGGGACGGGUAUCGGGAUGGCCCACGCCGAGAUAUGGAUCGAUACGGGGGCAGGGAUCGCUAUGAUGACCGAGGCAGCAGAGACUAUGACAGAGGCUAUGAUUCCAGGAUAGGCAGCGGCAGAAGAGCAUUUGGUAGUGGGUACCGUAGGGAUGAUGACUACAGAGGAGGCGGCGACCGCUAUGAAGACAGAUAUGACAGGCGAGAUGAUCGGUCAUGGAGCUCCAGAGAUGAUUACUCUCGGGAUGAUUAUAGGCGUGAUGAUAGAGGUCCCCCCCAAAGACCCAAACUGAAUCUAAAGCCUCGGAGUACUCCUAAGGAAGAUGAUUCCUCUGCUAGCACCUCCCAGUCCAGUCGAGCAGCCUCAAUCUUUGGAGGGGCAAAGCCUGUUGAUACAGCUGCUAGAGAACGAGAAGUAGAAGAGCGGCUACAGAAGGAGCAGGAGAAGCUGCAGCGCCAGCUGGAUGAGCCAAAACUGGAACGACGGCCUCGGGAGAGACACCCCAGCUGGCGAAGUGAAGAAACUCAGGAACGGGAACGGUCGAGGACAGGAAGUGAGUCAUCACAGACCGGGGCCUCGGCCACAUCUGGCAGAAGUAAGUCAGACCAGGAUGCACGAAGAAGAGAGAGUGAGAAGUCUCUAGAAAAUGAAACACUCAGUAAGGAGGAAGACUGUCACUCUCCAACUUCUAAGCCUCCCAAACCUGAACAGCCCCUAAAGGUAAUGCCAGCCCCUCCACCAAAGGAGAAUGCUUGGGUGAAGCGAAGUUCUAACCCUCCUGCUCGGUCUCAGAGCUCAGACACAGAGCAGCACUCCCCUUCAAGUGGAGGGGGGAAAGCAGUUCCGGCUCAACCAUCCGAGGAAGGACCAGCAAGGAAAGCAGAUGAAAAUAAAGUAGAUGGAGUGAGUGUCCCAAAAAGCCAAAGUGGGAACUCCAGCCGUGGUCCAGGAGACGGAGGGAGCAAAGACCAUUGGAAGGAGUCAGAUAGGAAAGAUAGCAAAAAGGAUCAAGACUCCCGAUCUGCACCUGAGCCAAAGAAACCUGAAGAAAACCCAGCCUCCAAGUUCAGUUCUGCAAGCAAGUAUGCUGCUCUCUCCGUUGAUGGUGAAGAUGAAAAUGAGGGAGAAGAUUACACCGAAUAGACCUCUGCAUCCUGUGCUUUCUUCUAGUCUCUCUCCACCCUGGAACAUUCAAGAGCAAAUCAAACCUUUAUCCAGACAAGACAAAAUAAAACUCACCAUCUCCUGGAGAUAUUUCUUAACUUUUUUUAAAAAAAACAAAACAAAAACAAAAUGAAAUUCUUUUGCAUGCUGCUGCAGCCUUUAAAGUAUUGACCUAACUGGAGAACCGCUGAUUUAGCCGGAGAGAGUACAGCUUUUAAUGGAAAAGUGUGUUUUUAUGACACAUGCAGUUGCCUGUGUGAUUAGUGCCUGGGGGCCUCUGUUUAGAGAAAUGGCAGUGACAGGGAUGCAGUGUCUGGAAGCUGGUUGAGCAGUAGAGCAGGUAUAGGGAAGGGUGUGAGAUUUCUACUUUUAAUUCUUAUCCUAUUGUGGCAUAUAUGAAUUCUCAAACAUCUGAGUAAAUUUUCCUCGGAAAGGUAGGUUUAGUCUUUGAAGUUGUUUUAGUCUCCGGGAGGCUGCCAGCCCCUCUUAUUUAAUUGAGUUACUGGGGCCAGCCUAGGGGAAGUUCCUUCAUUUUUACCCCCCAGGGGGGUAGUCGGGAGUGAAUCUACAGGCCACUAAAGAACAGAACUGCUUGAUGACCAAAAUAAGUGGGGAAAUCAUGAUUUGAAAAGAGGCUUUGGGGAGGUGAUGAAUUAUUUUGCACCACUAAUAGGGGGAAAAUGGUAUGAUCUCCAGUAAACACAGGAAUGGUUACUUCCUGGAGCAGGAAGCACUUAGGGGUCAUGGGAAUUCCCAAGUCUUUUAUGUGUCCUGGUUUUGCUGUCCUUUCUAAAGUUCAGAUAUAUCCAGAUUGUUGAAAUCUUAAAGCUUUUUAGAUCUUGUCAUCCUCUCAUGUUCCUCAUGCUCCUUUCCUGUUCCCUUCCCAAAAGCAGCUUCUAUUUAAGUCACACAACGUGAUCUAGGCAUCCUAUGUCCGCACCCAGGAGCUGAAUCAAAUGAGGGAUCACUGCUUUUCUCUAGCAAAUCCUGGCUCAUUCAUGUCCUUUUGACUCUCACUCCUUCGCUCCACCCAUUCCUGUUCCUACCGCUUUGACCCCUACACCUCAGAAAACUAGAAUUAAUGGUCUCAGGUGAUGGGGGGGUAGAUAAAUUGGGAACCUUUCUUACAACCUUGAUUGGGGUUUUCAUUUUUGUUUUCGUCUUUUUUUAAGUUUCUGUAUUGCCACUGAAAUCCCACACCAACCUUUGGAUUUAUAAUGUGGUCUAGGCCAGUGUGUGGUGUUCUGUUUGGUUUAGCUUCCCUUGAGAGAAUAAAUGAUAAUGGAGAGAACUAUUUUACAAGGUCCUGGUUUCUCUUGCAACAUAGCUUAACUUGGCCUGCUUUUAUGUGCACCUUUGUGCUGUCAGCCCAGUAGGUGGUGGCGGUAACACUGGCACCUGCAGAGAGGUGGUGGCAAGCCCCUCUCCCAUCGGUCCUAGGUUAGAGGUCACCAGCCAUGCGAGGGGAUUGGUUUUAUGAGUGCUGUAGCAGGGGACAGAAUGAAUCAUCUACCCAGUGGACAUAAAAGACCAAGUUAAGUGACUUUAAAUAAUUGGCUUAGAUUGACUAGUUAGCUAGAAGUGGCUUUUAGAGAAAUCCCCAAGGCUAAAAGGGGUUUUUGUAAACCAGUUGCUGUAGACGAUGAAAUGGUAGGGUUUGCCCUCUUCAUGUCUACUCUUUCCAAACAGUUGUGUCCAAAAAAGAUUUUUUUCCCUACUCCCCUUCUCCCCCACCCCUUAAAACAGAAACCAAUUUAUGUCCCACUCCUCAAUAUAUGUAAAAUUUGUACAAAAAUAUCUUCUAUGAAAAUGAUUUGUAAUCUGUAGACUUGAUACUUGGGAGAUGUCUUGAUGUAAAAUCCCAUCCUUUGGGUUGUGGGUUUUUUGUUUUCUCCAAAUAAAUCUGAUCUUUAAAGUUCA
Molecule: messenger RNA, 3983 nt
Organism: Manis javanica (Malayan pangolin)
Lineage: Eukaryota; Metazoa; Chordata; Mammalia; Pholidota; Manidae
Gene: EIF4B
Product: eukaryotic translation initiation factor 4B
Molecular function (GO): RNA binding
Source: RefSeq, a predicted model, not a curated record